This is a messenger RNA of Durio zibethinus, 985 nucleotides long. Its product is annotated as GATA transcription factor 9-like. Gene Ontology annotation, cellular component: nucleus. Gene Ontology annotation, molecular function: sequence-specific DNA binding; zinc ion binding. The record is from RefSeq and is a predicted model, not a curated record. Gene Ontology annotation, biological process: positive regulation of DNA-templated transcription; cell differentiation. NCBI's taxonomy places the organism in Eukaryota, Viridiplantae, Streptophyta, Magnoliopsida, Malvales, Malvaceae.
AUGGAGGCGGGGGACUUCGUCGGAGGAUAUUACGGAGGCGCAGCAGCCGUUUAUUUCUCGCCCGAGAAAAGGAUGUCCGCCCACCAAAAGCUCGCUGAGAAUUUCACCGUCGACGACCUCCUCGACUUCUCCACUAAAGACUCCAUUAUCAGCGACGGCCUCUUCGACAAUGUCGCCGGCAAUUCCACCUAUUCCUCCACCGUCACCAGAAAUUCCUCAGUUUCCGGAGGCGAUAACCACUUAUCUUCCGCCAUAUUCCCACACUCGUCUCCGUUCUCCAGCGAACUCUGCGACCCGUAUGAUGAAUUGGCGGAACUUGAAUGGCUCUCAAAUUUCGUUGAUGGCUUAUUCUCGACAGACCAGAAUAUAGAGAGCAACCUCCAAAAUUUCGCCAUGUCAAAAUCAUCCACACCCGAAUCCUCCUCUUCAUCAACCCGACCCGAUUCCUCACUCUGGAGCCCAACCAACCCAAUUUUCCAACACGACACUUCGCUCCCGGGGAAGGCCCGCUCUAAGCGUUCGCGGGCCGCACCUUGCGCUUGGUCAACCCGACUCCUCCACCUCACCCCGAAAUCCACGGGCCAGAAGAAAAGAGAGAAGAUGAACGCCAAUUCGGAGUCGUCGGGUCGAAAAUGUUUGCAUUGUGCGGCGGAGAAGACUCCGCAGUGGAGGACCGGACCGAUGGGUCCGAAAACGCUUUGUAAUGCGUGUGGGGUGAGGUACAAGUCUGGUCGGUUGGUACCCGAAUACCGACCCGCUGCGAGUCCGACAUUCGUGUCGACGAAGCAUUCAAAUUCGCAUAGGAAAGUUUUGGAGCUUAGGAGGCAACAGGAGUUGCAAAGAGCACAGCAUCAACAGUUUCUUAGUCAAACUUCGAUUUUCGGCAUAUCCAACGGUAGUGGUGUUAAUGAUUUCUUGAUCCAUCCUCAUGUUUGGUUCCAAUUUUAGGCACAUGAUUUAGUUAGAAUUUGAAUGAAAGGAGAGG